This is a messenger RNA of Papilio xuthus (Asian swallowtail), 3088 nucleotides long. It is a transcript of the gene Ent2, whose product is annotated as Equilibrative nucleoside transporter 2. NCBI's taxonomy places the organism in Eukaryota, Metazoa, Arthropoda, Insecta, Lepidoptera, Papilionidae. Gene Ontology annotation, molecular function: nucleoside transmembrane transporter activity. The transcript has 10 exons. The coding region runs from base 234 to 1706 and encodes 490 amino acids. The record is from RefSeq and is a predicted model, not a curated record. Gene Ontology annotation, cellular component: plasma membrane. Gene Ontology annotation, biological process: nucleoside transmembrane transport.
ACUAAUCUGACUGAUUUACUGACCGACAGACGCGAGCGUGGGUAGACGUCUUCCAUGCUGGAUACGUUUGCGACCUGUGAUUUUUUAAUGAAUUAAAGUUAUAAUACAUUAUAAAUAAAUACAGUUGUUCAGUUAUUUAGUGCUACUAUAUAUAGUGUUGGCUGAAUAUGUUGUGAUAUUCGACGUGGCCUUACACUAUCGUUGGCAUGUCAUCGGUGUGCCAGUAAAUCGCAAUGGAAAUGACUCAUCAAGGCGGGGCGGAGGCCGAGAGCCUCCUGCGUCCCGACCAAAGGAGCGGCGUCGUCAUGCCGCAGGGACGAUCUGGACGCUGGGAGUCGGGAGAGAGUGAAAAGCUCCCGUUCCUACGUAACGAGCCGGUGAGAUUGACACCCGCGUGGGAGGGAUCCAACCUCCCCAAUGACACACUCAACUUAAAAGGCAUUGCUAUGGACUUGGCUCCUCCGAAGGACAGAUGGUAUUUAAUAUAUUUGACCCUUGUGUUACACGGACUUGGAACAUUAACAGCUUGGAACAUGUUCAUCACCGCUACUGAUUAUUUUGAUAAAUACAAACUGGCGAAUGCACCUAAUCUUUCACAAAGAUAUUUGACGUAUGUAGGAUGGGCUUCACAAACGCCUAACUUGCUGUUCAGUUGGUUUAAUGUCUUCGUUAAAAUUGGUGGCAACUUGACCACACGUAUCGUAUGGUCUUUGAUAAUGGAAGUGAUGGUUUUUGUGGUGACCGUCAUGUUGGCAAUGGUGGAUAGUAGUGAAUGGACAGUUAUAUUCUUCUGGGUCACUAUUUGUACAGUUUUUGUACUUAACGCAUUCAACGCGGUUUUCCAAAACUCAGUAUACGGUGUCGCAGCGCGUCUUCCCCCGCAGUACACAGGUGCGGUGGUCCUCGGCUCCAACAUCUGUGGCACGCUGGUCACAUUGCUCAAGUGGCUGUCAGACACCUUCACCUCCAGUAGACGGACAUCAGCUAUAUAUUAUUUUAUAGCUGGGAUGUUUGUUCUGCUUAUAUGCUUUGAUACAUACUUCGCGUUGCCGUUGAAUAGAUUCUACCGUUACCAUGAGACGUUACAAGAAAGAACGAUGCGUGUGAACCCAGCUUUAGCGGCGACCAAUCAGAACGCGAGCCCGGCAAAGCAGCGCACGCCUUAUGCCACAAUAUUCAAACAAGCUUGGAUACAAUUAUAUAAUAUAUUUAUUAUUUUCUUCGUUACUCUCUCUGUGUUCCCUGAAGUACAAUCUAAGGUACAACCAAUCACGCCUGGUUUCCUCGGAGAAAACUUUACUAGGUUGACUUGCUUUUUGACUUUCAACUUGAUGGCAAUGAUUGGAAAUCUGACUGCUAGUUUUUGGCAAUUUCCGAAUCCAAAGUGGUUGUGGGUAUUUACUACACUACGUAUAGUUUUCAUUCCUGUGUUCCUGGUAUGUAACUAUCUGCCGGACGAGCGCACGCUGCCGGUGUUGGUGCGCGCCGAUUGGUUGUACUGGGUCCUCGCGGUGCUGCUCGGCUGGAGCUCCGGACACGGCAGCUCGCUCGGCAUGAUGUAUGUCAGUGGUACGGUUGCUCCAGAGCACGCAUCAACAGCUGGCAUGAUAGGCGGCGCGAUGCUGGUAACCGGCAUUGUGUCUGGCAUUACAUUCUCCGGCACCUUCAGGGAUGUGGUCUCACUGAAGGCCUGGUUGUCCCUUUAGCGGUCGCUUUCGCGUGCUGGAAUAUUCUGGAACUUUCUAGCAAGACGUAUCGGACAGUGAUGUGUAGUUAAUAUCUAAUGAAAAGAGUUAUAUGUGAAAUAUUAUGAGAUGUAACUCUAAGUCGACUAGUGAAGUGAAAAGUGGAUUAAAGUGUAUUUUAUAAGUGAAGUGAAGAUUGUGUUUAGUGAAUAAUACAAUUGGAGUUAAUCGUUGGAUUUAAAAAGGUAAAAUACUGAUGUGAUUUUACUGUACACAUUAUUUCAAAUAUGUCGGUAGCUCUGAACAGUCUGCGCAGACAUACAGUUGUAAUAAGGAACAGGUAUGUACGGGGGUAUUGCGAACCACCCUAGCUCUGAGCUACCACAAAGAUACUGUAAUAUCAUGUUACUAUUUAUAUAUUUUAUAAUACAGUUGUACAUAACAGCUGCUAAACACAUUUCUUUGCGACUAUAAAAUAGAUUUGUAUGUAAUUAGUAUGAUAAAUUAAAAUAUAUAUGACAUAUUGGAUAAAAUUACAUAUAUCACAAAGUUAUAUGGAUUGUUCAUGUUUGUAUGUUAUAUAUAAUAGCUAAUAUAAUUUAAAAUAACAUAAGUUUUGUCUAUCUGUUCAAAUGGAUAGAGAUAUCUAACCUAGAUAGGUUCCAUACAAAUUUGACAUACAAUCUAGAGUUUUGGUAAUGACAUUUUAUAUUGUAAAUGAUAAUCAUUGAGGAAAUUUAUCUUAAGGCCCCCGCACACUAGAUACUUAGUCGUCCUAUAGCUUGAUUGUGUGCUUCAUCAGUAUGAGUGUGUAAUUUGCGCACCUCUAUGUAUGUUCAUACUGAUUAAGUGUAAGAUCAAUCUAUCGGGCAACUAAAAGUCUAGUGUGCGAGGGUUCUUAAUAAAAAACUUUCAGAGUCCUUUUUUACGGCUCACUUUUGUACUCUGGAUAAGAUCUAUGGGUUAUAUACAAAAUAUGUUGAAGAGUUUGUUUUUAAAUUUGGUGGUUUAAGGAAUGUUAUUGUUGGUAAAGAUUGUCUUAUAGUAAGUUUUCACUGCCAAUAGUCGUGAACGAAAAUAGUUUGUCAUCUCACUCAUUUGUAUUGACAAAAAUAGAGACGGCAAUAUAAUAUGAAAUGUUUUGGCAGUGGAAAUAUAUGUUACUAUGAUUAGUGUUUAAGAAAUUUAUUCAUAAAAGUUAUCCAAAGUGCUGAUAAAGUUAUAGAUAAGUAAUAUACUGCAAUACGAUUGCUGAACGCACAGAUAAAAUAGGUUUUUUUUUACAUCUAAUUUUGACUAGUUUAAUUUUGGAAUGACGAUUCAAUUUUUACUAACAGAUUUUAUAAUUCAAUAGUUCAUUAGCAUUUACUUAAAACGAAACUAAAAUUGAUUGAAAAUGAUUC